Sapajus apella (tufted capuchin) is the source of this 921-nucleotide messenger RNA. RefSeq names its product translation initiation factor IF-2-like. Bases 1 to 714 code for a protein of 237 amino acids. The transcript is spliced from 2 exons. The record is from RefSeq and is a predicted model, not a curated record. NCBI's taxonomy places the organism in Eukaryota, Metazoa, Chordata, Mammalia, Primates, Cebidae.
AUGGCGAGGCGGCCACGAGCGACCCCGCCGCCCCGAAGCAAACGACGCAGGCCGUCCUGGCCCCGCGCGAGCAGCGCGGGAGGCCAGCAGGCCCGAGCCCGCGUAGCCCCGGCCUCCCCGCCCCCGCGCCGCGCCGAUGGCGUAGGUGGCGGCGCACCGGCCCCAUUACGCAAUGCAGGUUACGCGGGCCGCGCCGCGAGCCCCCGCCGGCCGCCCAGCGCCGUCCGCCGCCCCGAACGGCACCGGUCCUCACCUGAGACGCUAGGCCGCACGCCACCCCCGCCGGCCGUCAGCCCGCUGCCGUCGCCCGCUCCCCGGGCUGCCUGCGCGGCGCCGGGGCCCGCCCGCCGCUCCCCCGAUCUCACAGGCCGCGCUCGCCCGCGGGCACCGCCGGCAGCCGCCGCCGCCGCUGCCGCCGCCACUGCUUCGGCUCUUCGGCUGCGGGAGAACAGAACAAACAGCCCUGCUGCCGCCGCCGCCGCCAGCGCACUGACGUCACCGCGCACGCUGCGCGCGCGGCCCCGCACCACUGCCGCCGCCCGGUGUGCGCGCCCCGCCCCCGUGCCCGGCGCGAACGAGCUCCGAAAAGACCGUGGUUGCGAGAAUAUUGAAAUUUGUGAAUAUCUUCUGGCCCCUAAUUUUGCACCCCUGGCGAUUAUGCAGAAGAUGAUCAGAAAUGGAAAAAAGAACAGGAAGGUAUCCAGGGCUGGGUGAAUAGGUAUUAACAACUAGUUUGUUGUUACUGGGGUUUUUGUUUUUUUAAGGGAACCAGAAUGUAUCCAUUUUAAGCUGUUCUUCCCUGUAGUUACCUUGUCUUGUUGCAUUAUCCACUUAAUUUAUCAUUGUUGCUGACAAUUAAUGUUUUUGGAAGUAAUUUGGAGCUGCUGCUUUACAAGUCACAUAAUAAAACCUGUCACUCUA